CGUUCAUUUGCCUUCACUUCAUGACUGUUUAUCACCACUUCUGCGACGCCAGGCUAAUGACUUCUGCGGUGCUUUUGAUGUUGUUGGAAAAGAUAUGCAUUUGGCCAAACUACCCCAACCAUGUCCGCGGAGUCGACCGCUCCCUUGAAGUCCGAAAGCGUCGAUGAUGGUGGCGGAUGUGAACACAGGUCGAAGCGGUUUCGCUUCAAAUCCAGAAGGGAGGAUGACCCUCGCAGCGAUGAGGACUUGAGAGGACACAAACGAAGCCGAGGCCACGAGUCGUCGCAUCAAAGUAGAAAACGUCACAAGUCCUCGAGGCAUGCACGGAGCGAGUCACCCUCGCGACAUCACUCGAGCUAUCUCUCUUCAGACCAAGCCUUUCGAGAGUCAUUAUUCGACGCACUUGGGGAUGAUGAAGGAGCUGCGUUCUGGCAAGGCGUCUAUGGACAGCCAAUACACAACUACCCGGACACUUACGAAGACGAAGAGACAGGCCAACUCGAGCGUAUGACCGAAGAAGAGUAUGCACAAUUCGUCCGCCGCAAAAUGUGGGAAAAGAGCUGGGAAGGUAUAGAAGCCGCCCGAGAGGAGCAGAAACGGGAGCGGGAGCGUGAAAAGCAAAAGAGGCGUGAAGAGGAGACAAAGAGUAAUGCGCAAAGCCAGGGGCCAAAAGACGACUACAUUUUCGAUAUUGAGAUCGAAGCCAGCCUUCGCCGAGGUGAGAAGCGAAAAGACCGGAAAAGAUGGCAAGCUUUGUGGCAGGGCUAUCUGGAGCGAUGGGAGGAAUUACAAGGACUUGCCCAGCAUCGUCAGAAGAUGGAUGAAGAUGUUGAGCAGCUCUUCCUCCGCAAUAACAUCGCGUGGCCGGUUGAGUCAGGUAAGCGCAAAGAUGUCGUCAAGGACGAGGUUGAGCGUUUUGUCAAAAGGGGCACGGCCACAGCAGAGAAUGGCGUUGCGAGUCAGGAAUUGUUUGUCAACGCCGUCAAAAGCGAACGCGUAAGGUGGCAUCCAGACAAGAUUCAGCAACGGUACGGGUUCAUGGAUAUCGACGAAAAUACACUCAAAGGGGUCACUGCUGUGUUUCAGAUAUUCGACACAUUGUGGAGCGACCUGCGAAAUAAGGCAGAAUAAGUCUGCGGUUGGCAAUGCUUCCAUAGGUGGUGAAGACGAUGUGUUCAACCUUGUCAGGAAAUGCAGGCUACAAUGACACUCAUACCUUACAAGAAACAAACAUCAACUCUGCACAUUUCCAAGUCCUCUAAUCGCCUGGGCAGGCAAAGCUUCACAAGGUCUUGGCGA
Exophiala viscosa is the source of this 1299-nucleotide messenger RNA. RefSeq lists its product as uncharacterized. The record is from RefSeq and is a predicted model, not a curated record. The transcript has a single exon. Bases 121 to 1131 code for a protein of 336 amino acids. Lineage: Eukaryota; Fungi; Ascomycota; Eurotiomycetes; Chaetothyriales; Herpotrichiellaceae. Gene Ontology annotation, biological process: canonical NF-kappaB signal transduction.